This is a messenger RNA of Varanus komodoensis (Komodo dragon), 599 nucleotides long. RefSeq names its product leukemia NUP98 fusion partner 1 (gene LNP1). NCBI's taxonomy places the organism in Eukaryota, Metazoa, Chordata, Lepidosauria, Squamata, Varanidae. Bases 36 to 599 code for a protein of 187 amino acids. The transcript is spliced from 3 exons. The record is from RefSeq and is a predicted model, not a curated record.
CAGUGCUGUUUCACAUACAUAUUUCCCGUCUGUACAUGGACUAUGAAGAGGAUGAUGAUAUUUCCUUUGCAAAAUGGAUGAGCAGUUUCUGGGGACACAGUGUGACUGAUGAAAAGGAAAAAGAAAGAAGGGCACAUAGAAAACAGCAGGCAAGAUCCUUGGGUGAAAGAAGAGCCUCCCUUCCGGCCAAGCUUUCUUCCAUCCAUAUGACACGGCUUCCUGGUUCUACCAAGUUUCCAUCACCAGGACAUCUGAAGGGGUGCAAAGAAUUGAGAAAAGACCAAGAUACAAAAUGCCAUUGUCAUAUGAAGGCAUGCAAAAAAUCAUCAAAUGGUACUUCUUCCCAGGGGACAAGUGGCCCAAACAGUAGAUCAAACUCAAUCCAGGAGUUUUCAGAAUCCUUUGAGAGGCAACUGCAUUUCAAAAACAAGCGCUCAGUUUCAUUGGAACCUGAAGGCAUGAAAGAGAGGCGAGAAAGAGAAAAACUGCAUAUUCCCAAGAGUAGAUCUCAUAAAAAAACAGGGGAAAAGAAGGAACCAAAGACAGAGCAAGAGGAAGAAGAAUACCAUGUGGAGCUUCCAGUUGGAAAGAGCAGUUAA